CAAGCCUGCACUUCCUCGUGUAAUGCAUAAGUUUUGACUAAAAAAAGCAAAUCGAGAAGCAUCAAAUACGCCUCAAUAAUGACAAACUCAAAUAAAUACGCAAUUGUACGACGUUAAAAGACCAAAAUUGAGGAGCAGACAUUGAGCAGUUCAAACUCGUCUUUCACACAUCAUGGCCAGGUUAUACAUCCGGGCAUCGGUCAUUGUCCUGUUCGCAAGGACGAUCCUAGCGUCGGCAGAGUUAUCAUCAGCAAACUCCAGCACACCUGCAACUUCGCCACGCCAGUCGCCCAGGAUACCGAAAUUCUAUCCAAGAAAUCACGGGCUCGCAGAUGCAAGAAUUCCUAAUAAAAAUAAAGAUCCAGUACAUAUAAAUAGCAACGUGUUCGAGCCGAGGAUAAAGGUUCAUUCACUGAACGGUGUUAGCUUAAAUUCGCGACUUAUUCGUGAUGACAUCAACCUUCUUCAUCAAACGUUCGGGCUACACAACAAAUUUUCCGAAGACGACGAGCGGGAGGAAAUGGACUCGUAUGGGUCUGAUGGCUACGUGGUCGCAAAUAGUGCGUUCUUUGCGCUUGGCAACUCGUCCGAACCCGAGACUCCGAUCAGCCUGGGCGCCAUACAAGCCGUUACGAGGUCGGACACGCUGGAGUGCCCCAGCAGUGACGUGAUCACGACGCGCUACAAGUGCCAGGUGCAGGGCAAGUGGGUUGACUGCUUCAAGCGCCAUUGCUGCCAGGGGUACAACUUCGUCGCGGGGCGAUGUCUGCCGGAGGCCAUGGACCCCUGCUCGCAGAAGUUGUGUGAGCAGAAGUGCUCCGUGUACUUCGGCCGCGUCAUCUGCACCUGCUACUCCGGCUACCAGUUCAGCCCCGGCAACCACAAGCGAGGCAUCGCUCCGGUUUGCGUAGACGUGGACGAGUGCGACACCACAAACGGCGGCUGCGACCACGCCUGCAUCAACACUGUGGGGGGACACGUGUGCUCCUGUCGACCAGGGUUCAAGUUGCUGUCGGACAACCGAACGUGUGACGUGGCCUCCCCCCAGCCCCGCUCCCUCAACGCAGGACUACAGGCAGCCAGUGUACCUGAGCCGCUUCUUGAUGACGAGGAGCCGGAGACGGGGGACGAGGAGCUGCUCUACGAAGAAGCCCGCCGCGGGUACAGCACUCACGGCCACCAGCGCUGCACCGCCACCUGCGAGACAGUUGGUCAACUCAAAGAUAAAGUCAAAGAUCUCGAGGAAAAAUUGGUAGCCCUGAGCACUGCGGUGCGCCUCUACAGCUUUUCGGCCGGACCUCCGGGCCCGGAAGGACCUCCAGGACCCCCCGGCGAACCCGGCCCUAGAGGAUUUCCGGGCAAUGCGGGUCCGCCAGGCAAUGCGGGUCCGCCAGGCAAUGCGGGUCCACCAGGUAGUGCGGGUCCGUCUGUGGUCCCGCAGUCUGGGUCGUUAGGUCGGGUGGAAGAUAACCUCAUCGACAACAGCGACGACUUCCCUCUGGACUCCUGGACGGUGAUUGGCGAGCCCCACCAGAGGAGCUUCUGCCGCUGUAGGCGGGGACCUAUUGGCCCUCCAGGGGCGCCGGGACGCGAUGGCGUACGAGGGCUGCGAGGGGAGCGCGGCGAGGGUAGCAGCGAGGCCCUCAACUUCGUGCUCGAGGUCCUCGCCGACCUCAAGCUCGACGUCACGGCGCUGCAGCAGCGCUUCGACAGAUCAGAUGCAUACAGCACAAGCAUCUUCAGCAGCAGCGAGCACCAGCUAAAUGCAGCUGAGAAUGCGAUCGUGAGCUUGAGACCAGGCAAGGCUCCGCACCCUAAAUUAUUCGACAGCGAAGGCUACGGAGCAGCGACGCUUCUAACGGAUGAAACUUGGAAUCCAGAAGACAGCUUAACUGAGAAUAUUGAGUUAUAUUCACCGUUUGACCCAACGCUGGGCGCAGUUCGUCCCUUGGAUGAGAUCUACAAGACAAUACCGGCCUCUGAGCCACCUAGAAGAGUUGAGUAUCUCUUGCAACGGCCGACUGUAAUGGCGGCGAUACCGGCGCAUAAGAGAGACGAAAAUGAGGAUAAUGUUAUCGUACAGAACACGGAAAAUGGUGAUAAUAACGUGCAAAUUGGCUCAUCAACUGGAAAAGAUAUAAAGCUGCAACCUCGUCCUGAGACAAAGAAUCUGGCGGUACUUAGCGACGGACCGGCGCAAGGAGAAGUCGCUUUUGGGCCUGAACAAGAUUACACAUCAAGUCAUGCACGUCAUAAGUACUUACUUGCAGCGAAUGACACCACAGAUGCUCUGAACCAAAGCUAUUCCGAAAGAAUAGAGCAACAAAGAGAAACGCCAAGUAUUAGUUUGCCGGAUCCCGUGCCUGUGGAAGACCCAGCUACCCAUCAUGUUUCCCAAAAUGCAGGACUAGAGUCUGAAAGAUUAACUGCCCCAACGACAGAAACCUUGGAUUUAUGGCAGGUUGAAAAUUCAGAAUUAAAUGAGGUUUACCUGCCUAGCGAUGGUCCAGCGGCUAUUUCGGCGAGCGGAGCAGCUAAGAAAAAGCGAAAAACUGAUAUUCUUGCGUUCAAUUUAGCACACCCGCCAGGUUUCCCGCAAAAUAUAUGGACAAGAGGAAGUAAUCUUUUAUUGAAUUUAGAUUUAUUUUCAUCACAAAACCAUUCCAAGGCUUCAUGGAAAACAUCUGCUUCAUCAAACGCGUAUGAAAUCCCUUCUCGCAGUCGACCGAACACAGAAAGCCACGAUAACAUAGAGUCUGCAACUGGUCUGCCUCCUGAGGAACGAAGUCCUGUGGAGGACGUCUCUGUAGGGCAUGUUACUGCUGAGGAUGUUCCUUCAACAGAUCCUCAGCAAAGUCCUUCAAGUAACUCAUUAUUAGCUGGUAAUACUGCGGGUGACGCUUCUGUAGGUCACAGCCUUUCGGUUCAAGCCCCUGCUGGUGACACCCGUACAGGUUACGGCUCUGAAUGGAUCAUUCCUGCAGAUGCUGGCCUGUUAACUGAAGCUCCUCAAGGUGACUUCUCUACCGAAGUCACUCCUUUGGGUCACGGACUUGUAAAUAAUGCCUCUUCAGGUCACAACAGUCUUGAGUCUCAAUCUUGAAGCUUCCCUAGGACAUCGUUCUUCGGAGACUCCAGUGCGCGGCCUCUAGUGCAUUCUUGCGAACUCAUGAGGGACGCAUAAGGAUUUCUUCGUUAGUAAAAGGAAAAACCCUUUCACUGUAAAUGUAACAUAGAAAUUGAAAUUUUGCUCAUAGGAAUUUGAUGUAUUUUUUGCGAUAAGGUAUAAAUGAAGCAGUUAAUGAGUUUAUAUAUGAUUGCCUAUUAAUCUCGUCCAAAUGAAUAGACAUAUUGCAAGAUGAAGUUUUCACUUACAAAAAAUACAUAAAUUUAAGUCUGACAAAUCUUUGCAUUUUGAUUGAUGUUAGACCCUGUAUUAAGUAAACUGCUACAAAUUUAUCGUUCUAACCUUGAAAAAAAUGGAAAUUAAAUAAGAUUUCCUGUCUACAAUUAAUAUUGAAUCUAAACCUACUUCAUUAAUGUACAGUAAGUUGAAGAAGAAAGUUUUUAAAAAACCUGAGCGAUCAUUUCUUUGCACAAUGACUUAUUCACUAAUUUACCUUUACUUAUGUUAAUUCAAUAUUUUUUCCGAGGUUGCCAUUCAGUUUCGACGAUAGAUUUUAUUUAUGAGUUGACAUAAUCGUUCAAAUGUUUGUCACAUGCAGUGCACUAAUCAUCCUGUUGAAUUUAGUGAUGCAUUCUUCGUUAUUAAUCAUAAAUAGCACAAUAUUAUCAUGAAAAAACAAGUCAUUAGUAAUAUAUGGCUCUAACCAAAGUAGAAAUUUUCAUAUUUUCAGAAAUAACCUCCGAGAUUAAUUUAUAAAGGACCCUGAAAUUUAAUUGAGUUUUUCUCCUUGACACUGAGCGACUAUGAUACGCUUUGAGUGCGAGUCAUCUGCGAAGAUUUCUCCGUAUUGUUUGAGGCAUUUGUUGAAGUUCUUUACAUGUUCAUACAUUUUCGAAUCGAUGCAUCCUUAAUUUAGUCUACAUGAAUGAUUUUCUAAUGCUUUAUGAAAGAUAUUA
This is a messenger RNA of Hyalella azteca, 4083 nucleotides long. RefSeq lists its product as uncharacterized. NCBI's taxonomy places the organism in Eukaryota, Metazoa, Arthropoda, Malacostraca, Amphipoda, Hyalellidae. Gene Ontology annotation, molecular function: calcium ion binding. Bases 173 to 3103 code for a protein of 976 amino acids. The transcript is spliced from 11 exons. The record is from RefSeq and is a predicted model, not a curated record.